This is a messenger RNA of Plasmodium yoelii, 891 nucleotides long. RefSeq names its product fam-a protein. The transcript is spliced from 6 exons. NCBI's taxonomy places the organism in Eukaryota, Apicomplexa, Aconoidasida, Haemosporida, Plasmodiidae. The record is from RefSeq and is a predicted model, not a curated record. The coding region runs from base 1 to 891 and encodes 296 amino acids.
AUGAAUAAAGGGCGCAUGAAAAUCGUUUUUGCUAUUUUAGUCGUAUUCACAUAUGUGAGUAAUAAAGCUCUUGGAAACAAGACUAUUCCAAGCAUACGUCCUGUUGUUCAUAAUCCGGAUGAACUAUAUAAACAAAAUAUGCACCUAUUAUGCACAAAUCCUGAAGAAGCUCAACAAGCAGCUGAAGUCAUGGAUGAAGCUCGAAAAAGGUUCCUUCACUAUGCUACGAGUAAUUACAAUUACAAUUUAUAUGAAAAUUAUAGUGAAAAUGCAAGCUCAUAUUUUAGGAAAUAUAAAAAUCAUACAGACAUUGGAAAAUUUCAUAUUAAAAUUUACUAUCCCCAUGCGUAUGAUGAGAUAGUAAAUAUUUUGUGGGACCCCAAUGGUCCAAAAAAAUACGAUUCUGACUUGAUUAGUGGAAAAGUUGUCCGUGUAUACGAUCCAAAUUUAUUAAUGAUACAAAAAUCUCAAAGAUGUUAUACUACGUUGUUUAAUAGAUAUUUUUAUGCUUUAUCUGCAAAAUAUAAAGUAUCUGAAGACACAACUAUAAUUGUCAUGGCUUCAGCAAAUAUAAAUGAUCACAACAAGAAAAAUGUAAAAAAAUAUGAAAACGUUAUCGUAACAAGUGCGAAUUCGUUCAAAACUGAUGUUGAUUCUGAAAAGGAAAUUAGAAAGGGGAAAUUAAAAAAAAUGUUUGUUAACUUAUCUGGAUAUCUCAUUACAAAACAUGACAAAUACGUUGAAAUUAUUCAUAUUGACUCUGUUAGUGAUAAUAUUCCCAUAGCCUCAGAAUGGUAUAUAUUAUUAAGUAAAUCAGAAAGGAUGGGAAUCCUUCUUGACUUAGAUAAUUACAUUGAUGAUAAAUAUACAUUUCCUCCCAAAUCUCUGUGA